CCGCUAUUUCAAAGUACUACCUAGCUACUGUAGGUAUUGAAGCUGUGUUUCCCCUUGCAGGUGGCUGUGGCUCCCAAUUCUCAACGCAAAGCAGCCUGAGUGCUCAAGAAAGGCCAACAUCGACAUGUUGGUAGCAGAACUUACUUGAAGGUUUGAGCUUCGAUAGCAAUAGGCAUUUUUAACGCCUCCAAGAGCGAUAUCUGCCAACUGAUUGCAGAAUCCACCUUCCACAGAUAAUCUCUUAUGACCUAACGAUAUGCUAUGCUGCCCAUGAAGUUGAACAAUCGCCCUUCAUUCAUGGCCGGCUCUUUAAAUAACCUGGUAGCGUGUGCUGACAUUCUCCACUACAUUACCUACGGGGCCUGAUCCCCUAGGAGAGAAAGCACCCGCCUCAGGCCCAUUUCGUGUUUGGCACCAACUCCCCUGAAGGCUGGAAGCUGCCAUUUCAACUACUGGCCACAUCCACAUCCGUUCCGCUUCCCGUCAACUUCCCGCUCACCCACCUCACGUAUACCUUUCUACCUCUUUCAUCGCGAGCUGGCCGGGCCACGGGCUAGUUGCACAUAAUAUUUCUUUGCCUUUCGAGUGUUUAUCACUACGACGAUCUCAAGGAAUCCACGAGACCCCCUUGUAGUUCGCCGCUGCCGCCUCGUCUGCGCUGCCAGCAAAUCAGAUACUGAUUCUUCUCACCUCCCAAACUCGCAGCCGACCCUCGUCCGAGCGAUUCCGUCGCGAAUAUGGCCUCACAACAACUUCCUCAGCUUAACAUCGAUCGAUAUGUUGUCAUCCAUGUUGCGACUACCUGCGACGAGCACGGCGUUUAUGUGACAAAAGACUCGGCCGAAGUAAUUGAGCUUGGUUGGAUCCUGGUCGACGCAAACUCACUUGAGGAGGUGAGAAACACCACCCUGCCCCGGCCAAAAACCCCCCCCAAAAUUUUCCUUGUGUUCCAAAUUCUCCUCCAAAAGCAUUCAAUGCUUCCAUAUAACACACAGAUUGCUGACUAGCCUUGUCACUGCCAGAUUACUCAUGAGAGCGUCCUGGUCAAGCCCGUCAAUACUCCAAUUACGCCCCUCUGCAGUAAGUUUUCUUACGCUAAUGGCUCACCUUUUCCAUUACAUAUGCUCCACGCUGCUCUCUUUCGUCCAGACAAUUGCCCAAAUGCCAAAACCCAAUAUUGCUGGCCUUUCAUGUCGAGGUAAAAUAUUUUAGCUAACCCACUGUUUUCGCAGCGAGCCUGACAACCUUGACUUGGGAGCAUGUUCGAAACGCUGGUACCUUUAGAGACGCUAUCACCCGAUUCGAUACAUUCGCUACCGAGUACUUAACCUCCAAGAACCUCGAUUUCGUCUUCGUCACUCUUGACGCAUGGGACCUCCGUGUUCAGCUGCCUCGCGAAGCCCGCGACAAGGCUGUGGUUCUCCCUCCUUACUUGCAGCACUCACGCACUUUCGAUCUCCGCACCGAGUACCAGCGCUGGCAGCAACACCACCCUGAGUCUCUGCCAUUCGGACCUUCGAUGCUUUCCAACAUUUGCGCCGCUCUCGAAGUUGAGCCCGUCCAGUCGAGUGCUCCGAUUAAGCACAACCUUCCAUUCCACCUCCAGGCUCUUGCCCCUGCCUCGCCACGACGUGCAAUGGAAGAGGCUGUCACUCUUGCCCGAGUCCUCCGGGGGUUGAUUCGUAAGUCGCAGCCUCCCCAGGAGCAUCCCGAUGUCUUGACUCGGCCCAUGGAUGCCCGGGCCGAUGUUCGAGCUUUUCUCUCGGAGAGGAGCAAGGUUCUUCACAUGUCGGGACUUCCCCACGAUACUACUCAGUCCGAGCUCGAAAGUUGGUUCACUCAGUUCGGUGGCCGACCCAUUGCAUUCUGGACUCUUCGAACCCCUGAACAGCAUAAGCCCACCGGCACCGGAUUUGCCGUAUUCUCUUCUCAUGAGGAGGCCGCUGAGAGCCUUUGUAUGAAUGGUCGUGCCCUUAAUGAGAAGGCCAUUGAGGUCUCGCCCUCCUCCAGCCGUGUCCUCGACCGCGCUCAGGACAUACUGACUCCGUUCCCUCCUAGCAAGAACCGCCCUAGGCCUGGUGACUGGACCUGCCCUUCUUGCGGGUUCUCCAACUUCCAGCGUCGAACUGCUUGCUUCCGAUGCUCGUUCCCUGCUGUCGGCGCCGGCCCUUCGAACGAUAUGGGCGGCGGCAACAACAAUUACGGUGGUGGAUAUGGUUACGGACCUCCUGCUAUGAUGCCCCCCCCUCCUCAUGGUGGUCACCACGGGCCUAUGGGUCAUGGCGGUGGUCGUAUGGGCGGUAGCGGUGUGGUGCCUUUCCGUGCCGGUGACUGGAAGUGUGGUAACGAGGUCUGUGGCUACCAUAAUUUCGCGAAGAACGUUUGCUGUCUUCGAUGUGGUGCCAGCCGCGCAGGCGCAGCUGUUGUUGCUGAUUCUGGAUACCCUUCUCCCAUGGACAAUGCCUCUCAGUACGGGAUGAACCAGGGAUCCAUGGGAGGUGCUCCAGGACCCGGACCUUUCGGCUCUGGUAGCUCCUUCGGGGGCUCUGGUGGUGGCUACAAUCAACAACACUUUGGAGGCCCUCCCAGCCACUACCUUCCCUCGGGUCUCGGAGGUGGUGCUGCCGCUUACCCUAGCUCCCUGAACACUCACGGCAGUUUUGGAUCUGGACCUGCUUCCCAUGCGGCUGGCCCUUUCGAUAGUCGUGCUGCUGAGGCUGCGUUCCAGUCAGCCACCAAUGGGCCUGCAUCUGGUGGGCCAUCUAACAACUUUUAUAACAAUAACGCCAACAACAACGGUGGCAAUACCGAGAACGACCCCUUUGCUUUCCUUUCCAGCGGCAUUGGAGGACUUUCAGUUAGUGGAGGAGAUGGCCGUCAGAACGGUGGUUCUGCCCCUCCCAACAAGUCGCCUGCUUAAACAGUAAAAGACUGUUACAGCCGAUCCGCUGUGUAUUUCCUGGGUCACCCUUCCAUGUAUAUGGACCCGGGUGAUACGUGCCGCUUUAUUUUUUCGCGAAAUUUCUUUGAUGACGAACAUAGAACACUUGUGACUGCAAACCCUGUGCAAUCAGAUCUAUCAAAGGAAAGGUGGAACGGUGUGUGUAUUGGUUCGGAAGGUCUGGUCGGAGUGACGGAUAAUUGAUUAUAAGGCGGGAUGUGUUACAAAAUUUCAAAGGUUGGGAAGACAAAAGUGACUUGCUUACUUUGCUGGGACCAGGGCCUCCUUUCUCUGGUGUUGCCGGUUGAGUCCAUAUGGUACGGGCUUUGCUUACUGGGGCCGCUGUCUGUUUUAUGUUUCACAAGACUGGAGACGGCAUGUUGCGGCUUUUCUUUCCUCCUCUUGCCAUGAGGGCAAAGGAAGAUCCGUAGAGCUGUUGGCGAUCUGGUCUAUGGUCUCUGGGCUUCAGGGGCUGGUGGUGGUAUUGCUGGAAAACGGUUACGGGGUUGGGUGCAUAGCGAAGGGGAGUGUGUAAGGAUAUUUCUUGGCCUUUGUCUGACUCAGUUAUCCAGUUCACACAAAGUCGGCGGCUCAUUACCCGACAAACUAACUGUUUUUCUCUAUUGCCUGUCUCUCAUAUCUACCCUCAUCUUCUGUUUUUACCGCUGUCACUCAUUCUCUCCCAUAUGAGUUUGACAUUGUCUUUCUCACGUUGCUCAGUUGUCUUGAUAAUCUCUGCAUCUUUCUAUCUUCAUCUGAUUUUGCUUGGGACGCGCAGGUGCUGGGGAGCAGGAUGGGGUGGCUAAUAGGAACCUAAGCCACGGUAGGGAGGAGUCGGGGUGUCAAAAUGGAUGUUAUGUCCCAUGGGCUGGCUAAAGCUGCAUCUUUGCUGUUCACAGGAGCUGACGAUGUGGCAGUAUGUCGCCAGUCCUACCUAGGUACUAUCUGGAUUCCUUACAGUUCUACUAGGGACUAUGGCUUUGUCUACACAAUAGGGUUCAGAAACUUGGCUGGGCAAGAUCGAUUAGGCCGGCUGCUAUGGCCGUUGGAGGUUGUCAUUUAUUUCGUCUACAUAUUGUAUUUCUUCCUCUCAUUGAACUACCCUCUCAUGAUCGAUAGGUAAUUCUUUAGACAUCAACUCUCCCUGCUUUUCACAUUAUGUCUUGCAUACUAGAUCAAUAUAGGAUGCUCAAGAAGUACUUUGACUUAUAACCUCUUAUUUUCUCCUUUUUCCUUCCAUUGGAGGCCAGCCAAUGAUGGGUCCAGAAACAAAAGAAGGUGACUGAUC
Messenger RNA from Fusarium odoratissimum NRRL 54006, 4229 nucleotides. RefSeq lists its product as uncharacterized. The transcript is spliced from 2 exons. The record is from RefSeq and is a predicted model, not a curated record. Gene Ontology annotation, molecular function: RNA binding; 3'-5'-RNA exonuclease activity. Lineage: Eukaryota; Fungi; Ascomycota; Sordariomycetes; Hypocreales; Nectriaceae. Bases 1520 to 2920 code for a protein of 466 amino acids.